Molecule: messenger RNA, 1951 nt
Organism: Wasmannia auropunctata (little fire ant)
Lineage: Eukaryota; Metazoa; Arthropoda; Insecta; Hymenoptera; Formicidae
Gene: Amt
Product: putative ammonium transporter 3
Exons: 11
Coding region: 165-1727 (520 amino acids)
Biological process (GO): ammonium homeostasis; ammonium transmembrane transport
Cellular component (GO): membrane
Molecular function (GO): ammonium channel activity
Source: RefSeq, a predicted model, not a curated record
GAAGUCCUGACGUUGCUAUCAAUACCAAUACCGGACUUGUUUUGCCCGUAUGUCUUAAAUUUUUAAUUUGUUUGUCCCGAGCACGCGUCGCGUUCAAUGUAUGCGAACGAGUAGACAUUGGCAGUCAAAUUCUUUCUAACGACGAAGCAGCAGUUUGGAGCAUCAUGGAAUUGGAGACUUCCGAGAAAAAUGAUACGAACGCCACUGUUGAUAGAUACAUUAGCUCGUUGUACAAUCUCACGCAAGAAGACAGCAACUGGAUCGUCACGAGCUCCUUCAUGAUUUUUACAAUGCAAACAGGUUUCGGAAUGCUAGAGUCCGGCUGUGUCUCUUUGAAAAACGAAGUCAACAUCAUGAUGAAGAAUGUAGUCGAUAUAGUUCUCGGCGGCCUGACUUAUUGGCUCUUCGGAUUCGGAUUUAGCUUCGGCCUGAAUAAACCCAACAAUCCUAUAAUCGGUAUCGGAGGUAUACUCGUGGAUCCUCCCAUCGACGACGAGUACAUGGGCUCCAUUUGCGCCGCGUUUUUAUUUCAAUUGAGCUUCGCCACCACCUCUACGACCAUCGUCAGUGGUGCGAUGGCAGAACGAUGUAACUUUAAGGCGUACUGCCUCUUCUCGUUUUUGAACACCAUCGUGUACUGCAUGCCAGCCGGUUGGGUGUGGGGCGAUCAUGGUUUUUUGAACCGCAUGGGGGUCGUUGAUAUCGCUGGCUCAGGCCCGGUGCAUCUUGUCGGUGGUGUUUCAGCUCUCGCUUGCGCUAUUAUGCUCGGUCCCAGAAUAGGCAGAUACGACAACGGCAUCGAUCCUCUACCGCUCGGAUGCCCAGUCAAUGCUAUUAUGGGACUGUUCGUGCUGUGGUGGGGCUGGUUAGCGUUCAACAGCGGUAGUACUUACGGGGUGACCGGUGAUCGGUGGCAGUACGCCGCUCGAGCGGCCGUCUCCACGAUGAUAGCCAGUAUGGGAGGUGGUCUGAUCGGUCUGGGUUUCAGCUUGACUAAUCCGAAUGGAAUUGAUAUUCUUAGUCAGAUAAACGGUGUUCUUGGCGCACUGGUGGCAGUCACUGGUGGAUGCUUCCUUUAUAAAGCCUGGGAGGCGUUGGUGGUCGGGAUGGUAGGUGGAUUUAUCACGUGUAUCGCAAUGCCAGCGUUAGACAAAAUUCACAUAGACGAUCCGGUUGGUGCAGCCGCCACUCACGGCGCAAGCGGUAUCUGGGGAGUCAUCGCCAUCGGUUUAUUCGCUGACAAUCCAUAUCCCCUUGACACCACAAGCGGAAGGAAGGGCUUGUUCAAAGGAGGCGGCUGGUACCUGUUAGGAGUGCAAAGCUUGUCUGCGAUUUGCUUAUCGGUUUGGAGUUUUUCCUCUUCUGUUAUACUGUUAUGGAUAAUAAAUAAAAUAAUACCAAUUAGAAUGUCAGUUUAUGAGGAGGUACUCGGAGCAGAUCUUGUAGAGCAUAGAAUACGUCAUACAAAGAUAGGUGUGAGUCGUGCCAUGUCAGCACUUCGACCGUUUACCAUGGAAGGGAUACUGAAGAACGUGCCUCCCGUAGGCAUGAAUCCCGGUCACGAUUCAUACAUUACUCAGCAUAAGAAGAAAAAAUUGGCGAAUUUCUCACAGUCUGACAAACAUCAAUCGUCGAAGAAGCUCGUGGCGAGAAAUUCCCAGAUCAGGACGAUCGCGGACUCCGCAAUAACCGCGGAAACGAAACCGCAAUUUGCUUGGGUAGAUUAGAUUAGAUUAAAAAAAAAAAGACGAAUCCCCAUAUACACGGAUAGAGACUUAUAUGUACUUUCAGUCAGAGAUGUAAAUUUAUUACAAAUGUAUAAACAUACACACGUGCACAAUCUAAUUUCGUCGUAUUCUAAUACGUUCGAACGAUACGUGUAUGCGCGCGCUCGCGCGCGUGUGUGUAUGUGUGUGUGCGCGUGCGAGAGAGAGAGAGAGAGACACAUUUG